AUGGGCGGGGAGGUGCUGUCCGGCCUGGGGGCCCUGCGGCGAAGAAAGCGGCUGCUGGAGCAGGAGAAGUGGCUGGCGGGCUGGGCACUGGCCCUGGCGGGAGCUGGCAUUGGGCUCAUGGUCCUGCACGCAGAGAUGCUGUGGUUCGGGGGCUGCCCGUGGGCGCUUUACCUGUUCCUUGUGAAAUGUGCCAUCAGUGUGUCCACCUUUCUGCUUCUGUGCUUCAUCCUGGCCUUUCAUGCCAAGGAGGUCCAGCUAUUCAUGACGGACAACGGGCUCCGGGACUGGCGCGUGGCGCUGACCGGUCGGCAGGUGGCCCAGAUCGUGCUGGAGCUGGCCGUGUGUGGCCUGCACCCCGCACCGGUUCGGGGCCCACCCUGUGCACUCCGGGCCACCGAGGACUCCUGGCCCGGCUUCCUGGACCAGGGCGAGGCGCUGCUGUCGCUGGCGAUGCUGCUGCGCCUCUACCUGGUACCCAGGGCCGUGCUCCUGCGCAGCGGGGUCCUGCUCAACGCAUCCUACCGCAGCAUCGGUGCCCUCAACCAGGUCCGCUUUCGCCACUGGUUCGUGGCCAAGCUGUACAUGAACACACACCCGGGCCGCUUGCUGCUGUGUCUCACCCUGGGCCUCUGGCUCACCACCGCCUGGGUGUUGUCGGUGGCUGAGAGGCAGACCGUUAAUGCCACCGGCCACCUUUCCGACACGCUGUGGCUGAUCCCCAUCACGUUCCUGACCAUCGGCUAUGGGGAUGUGGUGCCAGGCACCAUGUGGGGCAAAAUCGUCUGUCUGUGUACCGGGGUCAUGGGCGUCUGCUGCACGGCCCUGCUGGUGGCUGUGGUGGCCCGGAAGCUGGAGUUCAACAAGGCAGAGAAGCAUGUACACAACUUCAUGCUGGACAUUCAAUACGCCAAGGAGAUGAAGGAGUCAGCAGCCCGUGUGCUGCAGGAGGCCUGGCUGUUCUACAAACACACGCGCAGGAAGGACGCAGGCUCUGCCCGCAGACACCAGCGCAGGCUGCUGGCCGCUAUCAACACAUUCCGACAGGUGCGGUUAAAGCACCGGAAGCUCCGGGAACAAGUGAACUCUAUGGUGGACAUCUCCAAGAUGCACAUGAUCCUGUGCGACCUGCAGUUGAGUCUCAGCAGCUCCCACCGCGCCCUGGAGAAGCGCAUUGACGCACUGGCCGUGAAGCUGGACGUGCUGAGUGAACUGCUCAGCUCUGCCCUGAAGACGCAGCAACUUCCAGAAGCCACCCAGGACGCCACGUAGCUGUGCAGGACUUGCAAAAGAAGACCCUGGAUGGAGAUCCU
Molecule: messenger RNA, 1310 nt
Organism: Suncus etruscus (white-toothed pygmy shrew)
Lineage: Eukaryota; Metazoa; Chordata; Mammalia; Eulipotyphla; Soricidae
Gene: KCNN4
Product: potassium calcium-activated channel subfamily N member 4
Exons: 9
Coding region: 1-1269 (422 amino acids)
Biological process (GO): potassium ion transmembrane transport
Cellular component (GO): plasma membrane; neuron projection; neuronal cell body
Molecular function (GO): small conductance calcium-activated potassium channel activity; intermediate conductance calcium-activated potassium channel activity; calmodulin binding
Source: RefSeq, a predicted model, not a curated record